AUGUCUCCCACGAAGGCCCGCGAUCCGAUUCCCGUGAAGGAGAGAAAUAAAGCUUACUACCAGCUGAAGUUUACUCAUGGCCUUCCACCAGGAACGGAUAGCUUUGACCAAUUUGAGAAAAAUCCACGACAUCCUCGUGCGCCAGCAACGCCAAAACGGGAGCUUCCUGCCUUGCCUCCCCUUUCCGAGCGUCACGGAAAAUGGAUUUCCAAAUACCUCGAUACACUCGAUCCCGAAACCGAAUACGACCAGAUCAUCCGAACGGCAAUGUGGUUCUACGGAGGCGAUUUCCAGACUGCUAUAGGAUACGCUUGUGUCUUUGUGUGGCUAGUGACGACCCCUGCAGGAGCUGCCGCAAUACACGGCAGGAAAGUCACGGUUCGAGGCCAUCAGAGAUACUACGAAACACAGAUGUUCAACCUGCAUUGGGUCCACUGGGGCUCGGGAUCCGCUGAGACACGAGAAUACUGCGAGAAGAUCAAUAGGACACACGCUCAAGUCUGGAAAUCCGUGCCAGGUGCUUUCGCCCACCCCUGGGAAGCUCAGGCUGCCAUAAUUCUUCUGUCCUGGUAUGAGCAAUUCAUGAGACGGACUGUCGGUGCGAGCAACGAUAUGCAUCCUCAGGUACAGAUGGCUUGGCCAGCAUGGGGUGAGCGCGUGACCGGCUGGUUCAAAGCCGAGCCUGGUGACGGAUCCCUUUCCUUUGGUAUCAACUACCCUCGCGAUUUCAAAGAGGUCGAAGAAUUCUGCGAAUGGUAUUGUAAUUUCGACUUUGACGAUCAGCGGAACGCAGAAGAUAUUCAGAAGACUCAUGAGACGGCCGAGUCCUUUAUACACCAGUUUUGUGAAUUGUGGUUUCCAAGACAUCUUCAAUUCCUCGGCCGAGGCAUUAUCUUAACCUUGUUGCCAAAGAAUAUUCGCAGAAAGGCAAGGCUGGAGGAUCCACAUUUCGUCUUGAAGAUUUUUACAAAGUUUGCCUUUCGAGCUAUAUUUGAAUUACAAGACUGGAUGAGCGAUCCAGUCCAGCCCCCGAUCGCCAAUUUCUAUAAGGAUAUACAGGAAUGGGAUCUCAGCAAGAUUGACGCUCGUGAGACAGGGUACCGCGAUCAACAGGCUCACCGUCUUCAGCUUUUUGGACGGACUGUAGCGUUUUGCGUACUUGGUUUCCUGGUGUUGCUUUACUACAUCAGGCGUUGA
This is a messenger RNA of Exophiala bonariae, 1197 nucleotides long. RefSeq lists its product as uncharacterized. The transcript is spliced from 3 exons. Bases 1 to 1197 code for a protein of 398 amino acids. The record is from RefSeq and is a predicted model, not a curated record. Lineage: Eukaryota; Fungi; Ascomycota; Eurotiomycetes; Chaetothyriales; Herpotrichiellaceae.